Gopherus evgoodei (Goodes thornscrub tortoise) is the source of this 9960-nucleotide messenger RNA. RefSeq names its product Rho guanine nucleotide exchange factor 17 (gene ARHGEF17). NCBI's taxonomy places the organism in Eukaryota, Metazoa, Chordata, Testudines, Testudinidae. Gene Ontology annotation, biological process: actin cytoskeleton organization. The transcript has 21 exons. The record is from RefSeq and is a predicted model, not a curated record. Gene Ontology annotation, molecular function: protein binding; guanyl-nucleotide exchange factor activity. The coding region runs from base 369 to 5948 and encodes 1859 amino acids.
GCGGGGAGGCCAGGCGGCAGCACCCGCACCCGCACCAGGCGCCUUGGGAUAGUUUACAUUCCUGGCAUAGCUCUGCCAAACCACAAGCUGCCCCCCCGCCCUCCACCACCUCCUCUGCUGGCUGCAACCUCCUCCGAGAAGAGAGCUCCAGCCACCAGGAACUGCUGCCUGCUCACAGCUUCCCCUUCCCUGGCAGCGCCAACAGCAAGCAUGGCCCCUGCGGGGACAGAUCCAGGUCCCUGGAGAGGUCCUCGGGGAGUGAGGAGGAGGGGAACCAGCUAGUGACCCCCAGGAAACGCUCCGUCCGGAAGAAAAAGAAAGACCUGGGCCUUUGGGACCAUGAGUCCGACAGCGACGGGCUAGCGGAAAUGGAGGCUGUGCCAGGGCGGCCCCCCCGGACUCAUGAGGUCCUGGCACACCUGCCUCUUCCUGCGAACAAUGGAGCCAAGCCUCCCUCGGUGACAAAGAGUCUGGUAGCAGCAGAUUGCAACAAUGGGAACACCUUUGCCGCCCUGCUAGAUGAAGCCAAGGCCGUGGGCAGCGCCGAAGGGCACCGACAGUACAUGAGGGGCAUGUCGGAAGGCGUAUCCGCUGCUCACUUCCCGCUGGCCGCAGCGCCACCUGUACCCCUGGUCUCCCGCGUCUCCAAAGUGAACAUCCCGCCUUUCGGGCCGAGCCCUUGCGGGUCGAGAAGCAGCAGCAGGUACUCAAGCACUGAGACGCUGAAGGAAGAGGACCACUUUGGGCCCUGCUGGCCCAGCCAAAGCCGGAGCUUCCAGGGGGGCAUCGGCAUGUACAGAUCCCCCAGCUUCGGCCAAAGCGACAGCCUCGCCAGGCUUCAGCAGCAGGUCCGGGUGCGUCCUAAGCUGCCCAUGGGCGUCAGCAAAGUGAAACAGGACCCUUCCAGUGAGAUUCUGCUCCACCGUGGACCCGAGGCUGAACAAGCCAAGCACAGGAAGUCCAUGUCCAAUCCUGACAUAGCCACUGAGACACUGACUCUCCUCAGCUUCCUGAAAUCGGAUCUCUCUGAGCUGAAGGUGAGGAAGAAAGGUGGCGGGGUCAGUGACCAAGAGGAAGGGGCCUUAAGCAGUGGCAGGAGUGAGAACUACCAGAGCCCAGCUGGGCACCAGCUGGGAGGCAGAGGCCGAAGUGUGGCACAAACCUCGAACCGGUGGGCAUUAGGCGUCCGCCCAACUCUCAAAGACCUCACCGCAACCUUACGCCGGGCCAAGUCAUUCACCUAUUCUGACAAACCGGCGCCACGCAAGCUCUUCCUCCAGAGCUCCAUGAAACAAAGCUCCUCGGAGCUUCUCCUGGCAAGCAGCAGCGACCAUGACAGCGUGGUUUCGGACGGUGAUGCUGUCCAGAGAGAGGACGUUGACGGGCUCCCGGUCGUUAUCCAGGAUCAGUAUAUUCAGGAAGCACGGCAAGUCUUUGAGAAGAUAAGUCGGAUUGGCUCCCAGCACGACUACGGCUUUGUGUCAGAUCAGAAGGACAGCGCAGGUGUUAAAAGUGUCGGGGAGUUUACAGAGAACCAGAAGGAAGCCGAUGAGGCCCUUCUGGGGAGCAAAGAGCACAAGCAGUGUCUGAAGAAAGCAGAGUCUGAAGAAAACCUCUCUUGUGGGAAGUCCAUGGAGGAGCUCUCAGGUCAUGAGUCUAGUAUGACCGAUGAAGGCAUCGUGACAGAGCCUGAGAUGGGUCCCACCAAUGCUGCUUACAGGGAUCUCCAUCAGGCUGUCACAGCGUGGACCCCGGCCAACGCCGACCUAGGGGAGAGCGACACUGAUCGAAUGAACAGUAAAGAGAUUCCUCUCCCUGGGCUCGCAGCUAGAAUGAACCAUGAGGGUGCUGCUGUUGAUGACCUUCCUGGUAAAGCCAUGGCCCAAGGGUCCCUAGAGGCACCUUCCACCCCAAGCACCCUGCGACGUCGAAGGAAGUUUCCCUCUGUUGGCAACAACUGGUCCGAUUCCAGCAACGGGGAAUCCAGUGGUGAAGCCUACAGAUCCUUAAGCGACCCCAUGCCCCACAGGAGGUGCUUGAUCACAGAAGAGACCGAGAACUUCUCAGUGGACAGUAAUCUCCUAGGGUCCCUGAAUUCCAAGGCCAGUGUCCCAGAGUCUUUGGCCAUGGCUCUGUCUGAGUGCACCGGCAGCGCUGCCAGUGACCUGUCUGUGUGUAGUGAUGGAGUCAAGGAUUACAGCACCGUGAUCCAGAACAUUGUUAGCCAGCCCGGCGCCAUGGACAAAGUGAUCGACGAGCGGGGAAACGGUAAGACAGUCAAGAAGAAAUCAUUCAGCGACCCCAGCCGUCGCAGUGAGUUGGCCAGUGCAGGCUUUGAGGGCCCCAGCGAGCCAAUCAGUGAGAUGGACCAGACCAUCCCGCCUUCCAGCAGCGAACCCAUCCUCUCCGAGCAAAGGGACGAGGUGGAGGAGCUGGAGGAGCUAGGCCAGGAGAUUGAGAAGCUGCGCUCUCAGUCUGAGCAGGUCCUACCUGCAAAGGCAGGAGGCAGCAAUGCAGGAGAGACCACUCAAAGCUAUAGCUUUGACCCCAAGCUGGCGGAAGUCCUGUCCCCCAGGAUUGUCAGGCGCAGUUCCAAGAAGCGCACCAACCGGGUGACUCACCAGGAGAACCAUGAGACUGCAUCCUCUGCCACAACUCCUGCUACUACCCUGAGUAGGUCCAGGCCUGCAUCCAAGCAUGUCCGGCACACCAGCGAGCCUGCCGCUUUCCUCCCCAUCUCAGCACCUGUGCCUCUUGGGUUGCUCAGGCAAAACGUCCAUGUAACUGUGCCAGAAUCUUCACCUCUCCCCAUCAAAUCCUACCCUGUACUCCAAGCUCCAUCCUUGGAGGAUGUCACCAAGCAAUACAUGUUAACUCUUAACUCAGGGGACUUGUCUUCUGGUGGCACUGUGGAUAUGCCCAGGUCUUCGCCUGCUACACCGACUACUUCAGAGCCCAAGCUGCUGAGAUGUCCAAAGCAGCAGGAGGAACACAGCCUGAGCAGCACCAAGAGCAAACCUCAAGUGGACAUGCGGAAACAUGUCACCAUGACGCUCCUGGAUACAGAACAGUCCUACGUGGAGUCCCUCCGCACCCUGAUGCAGGGUUAUAUGAAGCCCUUGAAGCAGCCAGAAAACUCGAUCCUCUGCGACCCGUCCUUGGUGGACGAGAUAUUCGACCAGAUCCCCGAGUUGCUGGAGCACCACGAACAAUUCCUGGAGCAGGUCCACAACUGUGUGCAGAACUGGCAUGAGAAGCAGAAAGUGGGAGACGUCAUGGUACAAUCUUUUUCCAAGGACAUCCUGGUGAGCAUUUAUUCUGCAUACAUCGAUAACUUCCUCAACGCCAAGGAUGCCGUGAGAGUAGCCAAGGAAGCCAGGCCAGCCUUUAUGAAAUUCCUGGAGCAAAGCAUGCGGGAGAACAAAGAGAAGCAGGCGCUGUCCGACCUGAUGAUCAAGCCUGUGCAGAGGAUCCCGCGCUACGAGCUGCUUGUCAAGGACCUUCUGAAGCACACGCCCGUGGACCACCCCGACCACCCCUUCCUAAUAGACGCCCAGAGGAACAUCAAGCAAGUGGCCGAGAAGAUAAACAAAGGGAUGAAGAGUGCUGAGGAGGUGGAGAGGAAUGCCAGGAUAGUACAGGAGAUUGAGUCCCACAUCGAAGGGAUGGAGGAUCUCCAAGCCCCGCUCCGGAGGUUCCUGCGCCAAGAGAUGGUGGUGGAAGUGAAGGCAGUGGGUGGGAAGAAGGACCGCUCGCUCUUCCUCUUCACGGACCUGCUGGUUUGCACCACCCUGAAGCGCAAGUCGGGGUCUCUGCGCCGCAGCUCCAUGAGCCUUUACACGGCCGCCAGUGUUAUAGACAUAGCCAGCAAGUACAAACUGCUCUGGAAACUGCCCCUGGAGGAUGUCGACAUUGUGAAAGGGGCUUCCCAGUCCACCAACCGUGAGAGCAUCCAGAAGACGAUCUGCCGCCUGGACGAGGACCUGAGCACGCUGGGUCAAGUCAGCAAGCUCUCCGAGACCCUCAGCUUCCCCCACCAGAGCCUGGAUGACGUCAUCAAAGACCUGAUGGCCGCCAUACACCGAGAGCUGACGGAGAAGCAGUCCCUCUCCUUCACCAUGUCCUUCCCACCCAACAAAAUGGAGCUUACCACCACCAAAGCUGAUGGCACCGAGUCCUUCAUCUUUGAGUUCCCCAAUCCGGACGCGCGGCACAGCUUUGAGCAGGCCUUUGAGGAUGCCAAGAAGAAACUGGCUUCUCACAAGAACUGCCUGGACCCGGAAUUCCUGAAGGCGAUCCCGAUUAUGAAGACACGCAGCGGGAUGCAAUUCUCUUGUGCUUCUCCCAGUCACAGCAGCCCCGAGAACACCUACGAGGUGUGGGUGUGUAACAGCGACGGCUACGUGGGGCAGGUCUGCCUCCUCAGCAUCAAGCAGGAGCCCACGGUGGAGGCCUGCAUAGCUGUGUGCUCGGCCAGGAUCCUCUGCAUCGCCGCCGUGCCGGGCCUCAAGAGAAGCUUCAGGGAGCGUCCCGAGUCCCUGUUGAGUCCAACCUCCGAGCCGGCUCCUUCGGCGCUGGAUGACUCCGGGCCGCAGCAGUGCCUACAUAUCUCCAUCUCCGGCUCCUCGAUAGAGCUUUCCGAGCCCAUGGACAGCGCCAAUAGGGAGCUGAUGCCUUUUGACAGCGACGAUACAGACGAUGAGUCCUCUCCAAGCCCGUCAGGCACACUCCAGAGCCAGGCCAGCCACUCCACCAUCUCCUCCAGCUUUGGAAACGAAGAGAUCCCCAGCUCCAAAGAUGUGGCAGCUGAAACCACCAGCUCGGAAGAGGAGCAGGACCCAGGCUUCCUUCCCAUCUCCAGCACCUUCAGCCAGAACAGGAAUAGCGAGAGCCCCAUGGAUGGGCGGGCGAUGAGGAGGUCAAGCCGAGGGUCCUUCACAAGGGGCAGCUUGGAGGACCUGCUGAGCAUAGAUCCUGAGGCUUAUCAGAGCUCAAUGUGGCUGGGCACAGAGGAUGGCUGCAUCCAUGUGUACCAGUCCUCGGACAACAUCCGCAACAGGAAGAACAGCAUGAAGAUGCAGCACUCGGCCUCCGUCAUGUGCAUCCUGUACCUGGAUAACCAGGUCUUUGUGUCCCUGGCGAACGGAGAACUCAUCGUCUACCAGAGAGAGGCAGGACAUUUCUGGGACCCUCAGAACUCCAAGUCCCUGUCCCUUGGCUCCCCGGGCAGCCCUGUCUCUAAGAUGGUGUCGGUGGCUGGCAAGCUGUGGUGUGGGUGUCAGAACCGAGUCGUUAUCCUCAACACGGCCACACUGCUGCAGGAGCACACGUUCCAUAUUGGGCAGGACAGCAACCGCAGCGUGACCUGCAUGGUGAGCUGCAGCCCAGGUAUCUGGAUCGCACUCCAGAGCAGUGCCCAGGUGAGGCUGUAUCACGCCACAAGCUACGAGCAGCUGGCGGAAGUCGAUAUCACGCCCCUGGUCCACAAAAUGUUAGCAGGUUCGGAUGCCAUUAUCCGCCAGCACAAGGCUGCCUGUUUGCGGAUCACAGCACUCCUGGUUUGCAAGGACUUGCUCUGGAUUGGUACCAGCGCCGGGGUGGUGCUGACGCUCUCAAUAACGGCAAACGCCACCUCCUUGAAGAUGCCCCUGACGCCGGUGGGUUUGUCCCAGGGGCACACUGGGCACGUGCGCUUCCUCACCUCCAUCGAACUGCCCGACAGCUUUGAUAUCAUCUUUCCACUGCCGAGGGAUCCAGGUACCGAGAAGCUGAGCGAUGCAGAAAAGAGAGAUUUGGCAAGACACAGGUCCUCCAACAUGGUCCUCUCCAAGUCUAAGAUGCUUGUGAUCAGCGGAGGGGAUGGCUAUGAGGAUUUCAGACUCACCAACAGCAGCGAGACAGUGGGACGAGAUGACAGCACAAACCAUCUCCUCCUGUGGAGGGUCUGAUCCGUGGCAGCACGGGACCCCACUGUGGGGGAGCACCAGCCCCACCCCUGCCUCCUCUUGUUACCAACUGCCCCCGAGCCCGUCUCGUCUCCCAUCCCGGAUGAUUUGCGUGUGCCUGGGGACAAGCUCCUCCCAAACACAGCGUCUGCAGCGUGGUGAGAGGAACACACUCGCCAAACAGAUCCUAUGGCGCAGCCUGCGCUUACGCCAUCUGCGAGUGCGGGUGUGAGGACAGGGGCACCUGGAUGGACAGAUUUAUGUGGCACUACUUGGAAGCAUCCAGGCGAAAGAGGAGGGCUUAGUAGAGGAGAGAAUCCAUUGUUUGUGAGGUCGGCAAGGGACCUUUCUUUCGUGUCUUGUGCUUCGACGUGCCUGGGGUUCCAAAUCCAGGCGCUUGGGAGCAGAAGGUCCAUGUCUAAGCAAGCGCUGCCCGCUCUCUUGCUCUGUCUCUUGUCCACCCAGCCAGAAUCAGCAAACCGUCACAUUCACUUCACCGCCACCUUCACUGGGAUCCCCGCACACCGUGCUCCCUGCUCCUCCCGUCAGCGGCAGCCGCUCCAGCAUCCCCGUUCACCGCAGCUGCUCCAGUGUCUCCAGGUCUCUAGCUAACCCGCUUACUCAUCGUUGUCACCCAAAGAACGCUUGUGGUGCUGGUGUUUGUUUUGCAUAUAUAUACAAUAUCCUUAUUUAUUUUCUGUGGGCGGAGGGGACAUUUGACAUGGAGCUUGCAUGGAAGCGGAGGCAGUGUCGUGCCCAGGGAAUUGCAGGCAGGGUGCCAACACCUCAGCCUGCCGUCAGUCCCAGCCAAUGCUGAGCUGUAUAUAGCAAGUGUCAUACAAUGGCAGCAGUAUCACAUUCACCCACGAGCGCUGAUCUCAGAGGGUUACCUGAGUGUCUGGAGGGGAGAGGAGAGGUGGGAGCGUCUUGGCUGAGAGUCAACAGCUCUGAUUGCAGAGAUGGCACAGAGCUGAUCUCCUUUCAGCCAGCAAAGAGGGGCGCCGCUGGAGGAAAUAAAAAAUGUGCAAUAUUUAGCUGGAUCCCUGCAAACAUGCAGCGCCACAAGGGGGCACUCUGAGAACCUCCUUUGGCUUUAAGAGCAAAGCAAGUUGGUUAUUGUGGCCUAUAGCCGGGGCAGAACCAGGAGGAGCAUUGUCCAACGGUGACGUGUCUUGCAUUGUACAGUAUUUAUGGUUGUUUUUUAACUUGUUACCUUUUUGUCCCCAGCACUUAAUUUAUAUACUUAGCUUCCAGAUCCCGAAUCAUGAGUGGGGGUAGGGAGCAAAGAGAAUCAUGGGGGUUUAUUCACCUAGUGAAAGAGUAUGAAUCCACUGUCAGCCAGCUUGCACCAAAAAUAUCCCCAAAGGAAAGUGUUUUACAGGCAGGCUCGCCCCCAGGGCUGCCUGUGAGAGUUCAUGUGGCCAAAAUGGGGCCUCAAGGUGAGUGAUGAGGGUUGGGUGCCCAACCAGAGACACCUUAAGGACCGUUUUUUCAGAGGGCAGUACUGGGAAUUUCAAAGGCACCUGACAUGACAAGAAUUCAUGUGCUAUGGAUUCUCAGUGGGGUUUGUGCUGCUAAGUCGCCAGUGUUGCCAGCUCUUACAGAUCUCAUGAUAUUUAGUGCUUAUGUUAAAGCUCCAGCCUCUGGAGUCAUGUUAUUUCAUGAGAAUCUCAGCUUUUUUUUUUUUUUUUAUUAAAUUUCUAGCCCUCAUGGUUGCAAAGAAAAAGUUGGGAACCAGGGCCUGAGUGCACCCCGAACGCUCAGUAAGGUAAAUCAAAAUGAACCCCAGAUGAAGGAUUUUUUAAACACUCUCAUGAUUUUGAACACAGUCUGGGGGGUUUUGAACUCUGGACUGGCGAUACUCCAGAACCCUGGCUCUUUUGAAAAUCUGCUCCUGGCUGCUCAUGCUUUCUGAAAACCAUCUUUAACGUGUCUCACGUUGGACUUCAAAAAUGGAGGGCCAUUGAAAUGGGCCCAGAAUCGCCCGUCAUUUUGAAAAAGUAGACCUGGAUGCCAACUUCUCAACCCAUGUUUACUUAGGUUGUCCGCUGUGUGGGGCAGGGACUAUCAUUCUGUUCUGCACUGUAUAGCACCUACCACAUGGGGUCCUGGUCCGUGAGUGGGCCCUUCCACAAUACAAAUAAUUACAAACAAGAUUUAGACACCUAAACGUGUGGCCUGAAUGUUUUAUAAGGGGUUGAGCAUGUUCAGCCGUGCCCAUGACUUCCUGAUGAGACGUCUCCCCACGUGUUGGGGGCCUCGUCGCGUCUGAAAAUCAAGCCACUCAUUUAGCUGCCUAAAUACGGGUUUAGGCACUUAACUUUAAGCACCUGCUUUUUAAAAAUCUUGGCCUGUCUGCAGACGUCAAUAGGUUUAAAGACCACCUUGAUUGGGUUCUCCCAGUUAUACAGCAGCUCUGGUGCAAUAGCUGAGUGCCCGAACAAUGUGCUUAAAAGCUCCGGGUCACACACCUAGCUAGUGUCAAUGGAUGUCGCUCCAUUGCAACCGGCGUGGGUAAGCCUGCUUACCGUAGCUGUAGUUCUAGCCCGGUUGAGGUAUUUGAAAAUACUUUAUUCUAUAGCAUUUUAAAUACUUCAACAAAAAACUUAAACAACAUUUUAUGUCCCCAGUGACCUGAACAAUAUAUACAAGUAUAUUUUAAGUCUUCAUGCAAGAGCCUUCUCCUCUGCAAUUCCUGUUGUCCAGGGCAGCUUUCUUUCAUAUCUCUCCCUCAUCUGCAUACUAUCUGUUUUCCUGUUUCAUCUAAAAACGUAUAAUUUCUCCGUCCUCCCUUUCCCCUUUCAGCUGAUUAGCUCCAUCAAGUAGUUUGGGAUUUUGUACAGAAGCAUGGUCAUGUUGCUAGGGCACUGGGCUGGCGGUCAGGACACCUGGGUUCCAUCCCCAUCUCUGCGACUGAGUGACCUUGAGCAAGUCACUUUCCUCUCUGUGCUUCUGCUUCCCGUCCCAGCCUUUGUUUGUCUUGCUUAUUUAGAUGUGAAGCUCUUUGGGGCAGGGACCGUUGGUUACUCUGUGUCAGCACUGCAUCGAGGACUGGCCUAGCAAACCACCGGGGAUGCUGCUUGAGGCUGACCUUCCUUUAAGAGAGGCAGGUUUCCUUGUGGAUGCACAGUGUGUUGCUCAAAGUGGUUUUUCCAAGAGGUUCGUUCACCAAUUGCAGGGUCUUCACCUGCCGACGUCAGUAACUGCCUGUAUCUCUGUUUACCCAGGGCGGGGGUCAGGAUGGAAUUGGCCAAGUGUGUCUGAGCAACGUGUGGGUUAAGAUACAGCAGCUUCCCCCUGGGGCCAUUCUCUUCCUCACGGGGUGAUCUCCUAGGCCGCAAACCAACCUACAUCAAAUCCAAUUUAAAGAUUCUAGUCGGCUUUGGUAGGCAGUGGAUCCUGCUCCCGGAGAACAGGUGGCAGGGUCAGCAUGGCUCUUGAUUGACAGCUGGGUGUGUCUCUAUCUGAAAGGGGCAUAAGGUGCUGAUUUUGAGGGUGGAGGGUUGGUGAGAUGCAGAAUUUCUUGCGCAGGUGGGAUAGAGAGACAGUUCCUCAGCCUGCAUAAUGGAGAAAUUGUCCUGCACCUUGUCCUUACCUGUCAGAAAAUACCGAUAUGGCAAAGCCCUACAUGGAGCUCUUCCACUUAGCACUGUGUUAGAAGUAGCUAAACCCUGAGGCUGCAGAGCACUUAGGGACAUGCUGUGGAGUCCGUGGGGCCUAGCCAGAUGCUUAUGUGCUUUGCUGAAUCAGUGCCCUGAUCAACCCAGGACAGGGUAGCCUGCAGCAACACGAGUCCCACUCUGAGCACUAGCUGCCAUGUGCCAAACCCGCAUGGAACUAGCCCAGUAUCCUAUCUUCCGACAGUGGCCAAUGCCAGGUGAACAGAACAGGGCAAUUAUUGAGUGAUCCAUCCCCUGGCAUCCACUCCCAGCGUCUAACAAUCAGAGGCUAGGGACACCCAGAGCAGAGGGUUGUGUCCCUGACCAUCCUGGCUAAUGGCCACUGAUGGACCUAU